Molecule: messenger RNA, 1608 nt
Organism: Antechinus flavipes (yellow-footed antechinus)
Lineage: Eukaryota; Metazoa; Chordata; Mammalia; Dasyuromorphia; Dasyuridae
Gene: GPX3
Product: glutathione peroxidase 3
Exons: 5
Biological process (GO): response to oxidative stress
Molecular function (GO): glutathione peroxidase activity
Source: RefSeq, a predicted model, not a curated record
UCCAACUCGCAGUGCCCCUGGGAGGCGGUGCUCGCGACCCUUCCCAGUCCGGGGGCUUCCCCUUCAGUCGUCGCCAUGGCGGGGGGAACUCUCCAGGUCUCCUGGCUUCUCCCGCUCGUCCUGUCCGCCUUCGUCCAGCCCAUUCGGGGCCAGGAAAAAAUGAAGACGGACUGCUACCAAGGGAUUACGGGUAGCGUCUAUGAUUAUGGCGCCCUCACCAUUGAUACUGAUGAAUACAUCCCUUUCAAGCAAUAUGCAGGCAAAUAUGUCCUCUUCGUAAACGUUGCCACCUACUGAGGCCUGACGGUCCAGUACCUUGAAUUGAAUGCACUACAGGAGGAUUUGAAGUCGCAGAACCUUGUUAUCCUGGGAUUCCCAUGCAACCAAUUUGGAAAACAAGAACCAGGACAAAAUUCAGAAAUCCUCCCUGCCCUCAAGCAUGUACGCCCAGGUGGGGGCUUCGUGCCCAAUUUCCAGCUAUUUGAGAAAGGGGAUGUGAAUGGAGAGAAAGAACAGAAGGUUUAUACUUUCCUGAAGAAUUCAUGCCCACCUCCCUCUGAAGUCAUAGGCCAACCCAGCCGCCUCUUCUGGGAACCUAUGAAGGUCCAUGACAUCCGCUGGAAUUUUGAGAAGUUCCUGGUGGGGCCAGACGGUGUCCCCAUCAUGCGCUGGUACCACCGGGCCCCAGUCAGCCUAGUCAAGUCAGACAUCGUAGACUAUCUGCAGAAACACGGCAGCCUCAACAGGACUGCUGAAGAAUAGCACAAGUGACUGCUGUCCUCGGGGAGUAGAAAAGGGACACUGUUCAGGGAAGGGAUUACCCCAGCCCCCAGCUCUCAGCAGACUACCUUGUCUGCCUGCGACCCUGCUCCACAAGAUGCUGCUCUUCAGAGAAUGUGUGUGGGUGCAUGGGCAGGCAUCAGAAUGCCUACACACACAGGUGUAUUUUCAGGGGUUGUAUGCCUAGGUGUACAUGAGAUCAGGGACAGGUGCAGACACCCACCUCAAUACCCUAGAUCCUUGCUCUAUUGAAUACUCAACUCACUAUUCCAAUAUUAAUGUUUUCCCAUCCUAACUUACAGAAGAAAAUAAGCUUUUAAGUCAGGUUACUGAACCUGAGAACCCUGGUUCUGGAGUUUCCCACAACUCCCCAAUGAGCCCAUUUGCCUUAGCUCAUCUGAAGUAAAAGACCUUGGAAACUCAGUGACCCAAUGAAAAUAAAUCAGGCCCUCCCUCCCUCCCUCAGUCCAAUACAAAUGAGUAAGGUCUCUCUCUUCUGUGAACAGCCCUUUUCAAUCCCCUUUGCCCCAUCCUAUAGAGUUACCCCCUGGUAAGAUGUCAAAAGGGCUCUUGUGUGAAAGAAGAGGGAGAGUGUUCUACACAUAGGGGAUUGCUUCUCCAUGAUGAUGGGAUCCAAAGUCUCUGAAGGGCGGAUCCCAUCAGAGCCUGCAAAAGGGGUCAUGAUCCUUAGUGCAUUCAGCUCAUGGCACCUAAGCAGGGAUGCCAUCCUCCUAUAGGGGGAUACUUACCCUCUCCUCUCACUUUAGGCCCCUCACCCCAACAUUAGAGUCAUACCCACUGGUGACAAAUAAAAACCUUUCUGUAGCA